Messenger RNA from Eupeodes corollae, 1881 nucleotides. RefSeq names its product acidic amino acid decarboxylase GADL1. Gene Ontology annotation, cellular component: cytoplasm. Gene Ontology annotation, molecular function: pyridoxal phosphate binding; carboxy-lyase activity. The record is from RefSeq and is a predicted model, not a curated record. The transcript is spliced from 6 exons. Lineage: Eukaryota; Metazoa; Arthropoda; Insecta; Diptera; Syrphidae. Bases 273 to 1760 code for a protein of 495 amino acids. Gene Ontology annotation, biological process: carboxylic acid metabolic process.
UCACACUUCAGUAGUAGCUGCCGCAGAAGCAUUGACAGCAAGCGCGUAUAGAUCUCUAUGGAAAUCAAGUUGGGCUUUCAGACGGAUUGCCUGAGCGGGAUCAGUACGAGUUUGCAUCUGGAAGUGUCUAAACCGAUUUUGAAUUAGAAAUUAGUAGAAUCUUUCGAGUUUUUCCAUCUUAAACGAGAUACGUACCUUAAAAAAGAAUUUAAGUGAAACGAAGACUGAGUAUUGAAAGUGUUUGGUUUUUGUGUAAAUAUAACAAAGGUGCCAUGAAUCCAACGGUUGAGAAAAUCCGCCAAGGCUUGCCGGCCGAUUGGGAAGUCUUACGGACGGUCUAUGAGUUAUUGCGAAAUGCGAACGUCUUCUGUGUGAACGAUAACAAUGAAAAAAUCGUCGAAUUUGUCCAGCCAGCUGAGCUAAAGAAACUCAUAGAUCUUUCAAUUUCCGAAGAUAAGUCUUUAAAUGAAACCGAAAUUCUAUCCAUGUGCCGCAAGGUAAUUCAAUAUUCCGUCAAGACUACGCACAACCGAUUCCAUAAUCAAUUAUUCGGUCAGAUGGACCCCUACGGUCUGUUUGGUUCCUGGAUAACCGAGGCUCUCAACACAAGUGCGUAUACAUUCGAAGUGGGUCCAGUUUUUUCACUCAUCGAAACGGAAGUCAUAAAGAAAAUGUGCGACAUUUGUGGAUAUGCUAAUGGCGAUGGUAUAUUCGCUCCGGGAGGAUCCAUUUCAAAUAUGUAUGCCUUGGCCUUGGCCCGGUACAAGAUAUGUCCUGACAUCAAGGCAAAGGGAAUUUUCGGAAUCAAGCCUUUGGUGCUGUUCACCUCGGAAGAAUCUCAUUACAGUUUUAAGAAAGCUGCCAACUGGCUUGGGCUUGGAACCGAUAACUGUGUUUGUGUGAAAACAAAUGCGCGGGGUCAAAUGCUCCCCUUGGACCUAGAGGCAAAGAUAUUAGAAGCCAAAAAGCUAGACAAGACACCGUUCUUUGUGAAUUCCACAGCUGGGACUACAGUUUUGGGUGCAUUCGAUGAUUUAAAUGAUAUUGCCGAUGUUUGUCAACGCUAUGGGCUUUGGCUUCAUGUUGAUGGCUGCCAUGGAGCAUCUGUUCUCAUUUCAAAAGAAAACCGUCAUCUGAUGAAUGGCGUCGAACGAAGCGAUUCCUUAGCUUGGAACCCGCACAAAGCUCUCGGAGCUCCAUUACAAUGUGCCAUGUUUCUAACCAGGGAAAAAGAUCUAAUGUCAAGAUGCAACAGCACGGAAGUUAAGUAUCUCUUCCAGCAGGACAAAUUCUACGAUGUCUCGUAUGACACUGGCAACAAAAGUAUCCAAUGUGGCCGAAAAAUUGAUUCUUUCAAAUUCUGGUUAAUGCUCAAGGCUCGUGGAGUGAAUGGGCUCGGGUCCCUGGUUGACCAUGCCAUAAAAAUGGCCAAAAUAUUUGUUCAAAAGCUUCUCCAGCGGGAGGGAUAUCGUCUAGUGCAAGAUUCAUUUUCAUACACAAACGUCUGCUUUUGGUAUAUUCCGAAGGCAAUGCGAGGUCAGGAAGAGAACAGCGAGUGGGAAGCCAAGUUGUACACGGUUGCUCCAAAAAUCAAGGAGAAGAUGAUUCGAAGUGGAACUCUCAUGGUUGGUUAUUCACCACUAGCCUAUAGGGGAGUCGGAAAUUUCAUUCGAAUGAUCUUCACAUGCUAUCCGGUAAUCGAUGAAAAGGAACUCGAUGCUAUCCUUGACGAAAUUGAGUUUUUGGCAGAACAGGAUUGAAAAAAAAUAAAAAGCUUUUCGUUUUAGAUAAGUUAAUGAAUAUUUUGUAUAUGAUUAAAUAAUGAUUUGAGGUAAUGAUACGGUAGUUGGAUAUUUUAAAUAAAUUUUUAAUUAUUUCUUA